AUGCCGAUGAAUAAUAUAUUACUUCAAGAUGACCAUAUGCCUUCCUCCCCGGAAGAAAUACCACAUGAUAACACUUCAACUUUGCUGGAUCCAAAGCUAGAGGUCAUAGACUCGAAUACACCCCUUUUCUUUAUGCCCCAGCCACCUCUUGAUAAUAGGCCCUCGGAAACUGCUUCACAAAGUUCACACCUUCACCAGACUGUUUUUAACUCCAUGCCACUAGGUGACAUGCAUCAAAUUAACACUUUUAUGUCUUCCCCGUUCUCGACGGGCAUAACAAAUUUUACUCAAAACAGUGCGAAUUAUUUAGAAUUCAUCGAUGGGAAUGAUAGUAUUAUAGAAACUACCAAUAUUACGUCAACAGAAGCCGAUCGGCAAUGCCAAAUGCAAGAUAUCAGUGAUAAAGGUCUACAAAUUCGAGUUCUCGGAGUUUCACAAUCGGGUGCAAAAUCUCGAGUAGAAACGCAGAUCAAAUUAUGUCUACAGCUUGUCACGGACAAAGGAGAAAAAGUACCGUUGUGGUCGCAUUUACGUUUACCAGAAUACAUGGUAGCCAAGGAAAAACUUAAAACCAAAAACGCUAGAAAUCAUCCAGAUCAUGCAAUGAAUAUUUCCGAGAAAGGCGUCUUAAAUUUAGAAGCAACUGUGGUCUGUGCUAGUGAGAUGCCAAAAAAGGUUCUUACCUGUCUCGGAUGCGUACAACGAGAGCGAAAAAGGUCUCAACGCAAAAAGGAAAAUAAGCAUUCGAAGGCCAACGCAAAUGCUACCCCAUCCAAUGAUGAAGCCAACAAGCCCAUGGAUUUAGAUGACGAAAAAACAAUGCAGUUAGAGCAGCGCAAGAUAUUGUUAUUUAACUGCAGUGAAAUUGUUGACUUUAGCAGUGGGGAUACCAUUUUGCCAACACGAAUUACCUGCUAUUGCCGUCAUCACAACGAAAAAGUUGGAUUUUGUAUAUAUUUCGUUAUGAAGGAUUAUGCUGGUACCGUUAUAGCCUGUGGAAUGUCUCCCCCCAUAAUGAUAACAGAUGAUCACAAAUCAUCCAAGACUAAAGUAGGUGUUGGACGAAAAAACCGGAGAUCUGAAUACGAUCGCCGUAACUCUGCUGUACCCAGUAACAGUAGUAAUGCCUCUAAGCAUAAUGAUCAAAGUGCACGAUCAUCACCUACGCCUAGCAACAGCACCGAAACAAACUCUCGUUCAAUAAUACCAACAAACAUUGAUUCGUCCGAUAUGCCAUCAUCACCCGUUUCCAUAGUACCCACUCAAAAUUCCAAUCUAUCGUUGCAAGCUCCUAUUAUAAAACAAGAGGAAAAUAACAGUAUUACACAACAGAUGCAAUUACAGUCGUCUACAUAUCAGUUAUCGCCACCUCCUAUCUCUCCAAUAUCCCCUAUAUCUCCGGUUACACCUCUCACAGCCAGCAUACCAAAUACACCAAAUUCACCCUCUGUGGCAUAUUCCAUAGCAACCAUGUCGCCGACAACAAUUGGUAAUUUGAGUCCUAUUUAUCAACAGCAGCAGUUGCAUCAAAGCAUUGGUAACGGGAAUCGUUUCGGCGUUGCGAACACUCAUCAAGGUGGCGGAGGUCCCGUUCGACUACAUGUGUCGCAUCAUCAAAAUAAUAUACCAAGGAGGUCAUUUUACCAUACUGGCGGGAAUUCUUCGGUCAUAUAUCAAUCUAAUGGGUUCUUACUACCAAGGAUUAGCAGGCUGAUUCCUUCAGAAGGACCCACCUAUGGAGGUGUUGAAGUAACUGUUUUAGGGAGUAAUUUUUAUGAGGGACUUACAUGUGUGUUCGGGGAUACGCCUGCUGCUCCAACUCAAUAUUGGUCACCAAACACCUUGGUCUGUUUAUUGCCUCCGUGUCCAACCCCCGGUCCCGUACCUGUGAGUUUUAAAGAGCAUCCAAUAAAUUUAUUAGAAAAUCCGGAACAAGAAGUCAUCUUUUUUGCCUAUAUUGACGCGUUGAUGGAACUAGCUCUCCAAGUUGUAGGCAUGAAAAUGACCGGAAAAAUUGAAGAUGCACGAAACAUUGCUAUGCGUAUCGUAGGAGGCGCUGAUGACUCGUCAAAUUCUGGUGGCGGUAAUGCAAAUGGAAAUAUGAAUGGAAUCAACCUCUCUUCGUAUGCCCGACAGAUAUCGACGUCUAGUAACAAUUUAGAGGAACAUAUAAUAGCAACAAUCAGUUUGAUGGACGCUAUCGAAACCGAGUUUAAUAGUUUGUCCCUUCAAAAUCGACAACAACAUACCAUGUUGCAUAUAGCUGCCAUGUUGGGUUAUAAAAAACUAUGUGAGAUCCUUAUUGAAAGAGGUAUUGAGAUAGAUGUGCAAGACAAAUACGGCUUUACUGCUCUUCAUUACGCUGCGUGGACAGGAGAGAUUGAGAUUGUUAGAUGUCUUUUAUAUGCUGGUUCCAAUGAUGCUAUCCGAAAUUUCAACGAUCAAAGUGCCUCAGACUUGGCCAUGUCAAGAAAUUAUGACGAAGUAUCAGCUUUGAUUGUUGAUUACCAUUUUCAUGAUUCAGGAGUUUCUUUGUCUCCGACAUCUUCUGAAGAACGUUCUCUUAUCGAUUCGGGCGGUGAAGAUAGUUGGUACGAUGACAGUGAUGAGGACUGUAAUGAGGACGAUCGGAAUAUAUCCAUGAAUUCCGACAUUGGGAUGUACAGCGCAAACAAAGAUGAGUCUCCUAACUCUCCAGAAACUGAGAACAAUACCACACCUCAUAUUUCAUGGGUGGACGCAAAAACUGCGAGUGAUUUGAUGCAUGAUGAGUUCGACCGAGAUGACGAAAUAGUAGAUGCUGAGGUGGUUGAGGAUGAGAAGAAAUAUUUGAAACAACCUCUGUCUGAGAUUGCCACAGAUCUCGCAACGGCGUCCACUAUUUGGCUUCAAAAAACUUUUGCACACAUGCAUAUGCCAACGAUUAGUAAACCUUCAAAUAUUAAUAUCACUCUCCCCAAUAUUAAGAUGCCUAACCUUCAAAUGCCCAAUCUUCAAAUGCCGAAUCUUCAUAAUUUUUCAUCACCUAAACUCUCUACAAUGACUUUUG
Molecule: messenger RNA, 3049 nt
Organism: Acaulospora morrowiae
Lineage: Eukaryota; Fungi; Glomeromycota; Glomeromycetes; Diversisporales; Acaulosporaceae
Source: the annotation of a GenBank genome assembly